Poecilia reticulata (guppy) is the source of this 609-nucleotide messenger RNA. The record is from RefSeq and is a predicted model, not a curated record. Lineage: Eukaryota; Metazoa; Chordata; Actinopteri; Cyprinodontiformes; Poeciliidae.
GCGGGCUUUUCGGACAACAAAAAACACAGGCUGUGAUCCAUGAGAUCCAGAGGAUUGCCAACACGGUUCCUCUCAGUGUCUUCCACUGCACCACGAAGGACUCAGAGCUCAUGGGAUACUCCAUUCCUCAGGGAACAAUGAUCAUCCAGAACCUGGACUCAAUGCUGAGAGAAGAAGGACAGUGGAAAUUCCCUCAUGAGUUCAACCCUGAAAACUUUCUGAAUGAACAGGGAGAGUUUGUCAAACCUGAGGCCUUCAUGCCUUUCUCUGCAGGUUCUCGGAUUUGUCUUGGAGAGAGUUUGGCUCGCAUGGAGCUCUUCCUCAUCAUUGUGACUCUGCUGAGGAGGUUUAAGUUCGUCUGGCCGGAGGAUGCAGGAAAACCUGACUUGACACCAGUCUUUGGAGCAACUUUGACUCCCAAACCUUAUUUCAUGAAGAUCCAGCUGAGAGGAAAUCAGUGAGGUUUUCAAAGGACUCAAUGACAAACCAAUACCAGUUUUAUUUGUGCUUUCAGACUAUUUAACUUCAGGUGCUACUUGACAGUUGUUCCAUAAUCAGCUGGUUUGAAAACUGAUCAUUGAGCAAAUCAAUAAACAGAUUUAAAUUCAA